Molecule: messenger RNA, 4119 nt
Organism: Endocarpon pusillum Z07020
Lineage: Eukaryota; Fungi; Ascomycota; Eurotiomycetes; Verrucariales; Verrucariaceae
Exons: 3
Coding region: 1-4119 (1372 amino acids)
Molecular function (GO): protein binding
Source: RefSeq, a predicted model, not a curated record
AUGGGAGACCCCUUUUCUAUUGUGGCGGGUGCCGCGGGAAUCGUUUCUCUAGGCCUCACAGUGUGCUCUGGUCUUCUCGAAUACUAUGGCUCGUGGCAGGAUUCAGCCUCCGAUGUCGUAACUAUGUGCGAGUCUCUUGAAGCGCUGACCAAAACCUUCCAAUUGCUCGAUGAAAAAGUACGCCACCCGUUACUUGACCGUGCAAGCGUCGACAGAGUGACAGAGAGCAUUAUAUCAUGUGCUGCCGGGGUGCAGAAAUUGAAAUCCAAACUUGACAAGAUUCGCGAUGUCAAGCCCGGUAUGAGCGCGCAUCUACAAAGAGCUCAGUACCCUUUCCGGCAGAAGACGUUGAUGGCCUUGCACCAAACAAUCUCUGAUCUUCGCAGCAAUCUUGGUCUUGCGGCCAGCACUCUUCAGCUCGAUAUUUCUGUCACGUCGUUUCACCGGUUGAACGAGCUUGAUACGAAAGUGAAGAAUCUGAUUGAUACAUCCGGCAUCUCUUCCACGAAGGUCCUUGACGGCAUUUCGGAAUUGCGUCUCGCCCAGAAAGAGGAGAAGUUGAAAUCAAUAAGCGAGGAAGAGCGAGAAGCAAUACACUGGCUCUCGCCACUAGACUUCGCUUCCAAGCACGCCGAUGCCGUGAGUAGGCGUCAGCAAGGCACUGGUCGAUGGUUAUUGGAGAGUUCUGAGUUCCGUUCGUGGAUACAAACCCCUGGAAAGGUUCUUUGGUGCCCCGGAAUACCUGGUGCUGGCAAGACCAUCCUCACGUCAACCGUCAUUGAUCAUCUAGAAGAGCAGCAUAAACGAAGGCGAGUAGCAGUUGCAUACGUUUACUGUGUGUACAAUGGUGCACAACAGACUGCGGCUAGCCUGCUCGGGAGCCUUUUGAAGCAACUGGCGCUACAGGACAAUGCUAUUAUGGACGAUAUCAAGUCAUGCCAGAAACAGCAUGUCCGUUGUGGGACGCGUCCGUCACUCCACGAAAUCUCUGCGCUGCUACGCUCACAAGUUCGCAAUUUUGAUGAGGUGUUCAUCAUCAUUGAUGCCCUUGACGAAUGUCCGGAGGCAGACCAAGUUCGAAAUAAUUUUCUCAAUGGAGUCCGCAGCUUACUACCGCACAUCCAGCUUAUGGUUACUUCACGACCUAUAGCGUCCAUCGAAAGUAUGUUCAAAGAAGAUACACAACUAGAAAUUCGUGCUCAUGAUGAAGACAUUCGAACUUUCAUCGAGUCACAUAUUCAGCUACAAAAAGAACUUGUCGACGUCCUCGAAGGUCAUGACGACGUGCAAUCCGUCAUCGUAUCAACGUUGCUGGAAAAGACCAACGGCAUGUUUCUUCUUGCAGCUUUACAUAUGGAAUCACUAUCUAAAGAGGACAACAUACGUGAUAUUCGAGAAAGCCUUCGAAAGUUGCCCGAGGAUCUAGAUGAUUUGUACGAUGAAGCGCUACAGCGGAUCAAGUGUCAAGAUCGUCGAAAAGCGGCACGAGCCGAUCAAGUUCUUACACUCAUAAAUUGUGCUUUUCGACCCCUUACGAUGGAAGAAGUACGACAGGCGCUAUCAAUCCGACCAGAUGAUACAGUUCUGGAUGUGGAGGCAAUGCCAAGGGUUGAUUCCUUGCUUUCGGCUUGCUGCGGCCUUGUGGUCGUCGAAGAUGAAAGCCAGAUAGUGAGACUCGUUCACUACACUGCGGAAGAGUACUUCGCUCGCAUACACCAAUAUCGCGGUCCCGAAGCUCAUUGGAAUAUUGCCGGUACACUUAUCACGUAUCUGAGUUUCACGACUUUCGCAACUUAUUCCCCAAGCAAUGAUAGCAAAAACGACAAAAGCAUUCACUCAAAUGACGACGUGAACCCAAAACGAGAAGAAAUUGUUGAACAGACUAUAGCGCUUCCCUUUAAGAAAGCUGACUCGAGAGACGUCAUUAGGCAACUCAUCAAAGGAAACAUCUUACUGCGGUAUACUAUGGAGAACUGGGGCAACCAUACUCGUGAAGCCGUUGCAAGCUUUUCGCAAGAAGACUUCAAGGGCCUUUUAUUUUCUCGUUCGGCGACCACAAAGAUUCACAGCAACCAUGUGAAGUCAAUAUGGGACCUCAAGCAAAUCCUUCAGAAGCUCUUGCAGAACAAGGCCAAUAUAAGAUGUGCCAAUGAUGUUCUCUACCGGGUCGAGAGGUGGAGCUACUUUUUUAGACCCAGAUUUCAAUUUCCGGUGGAUCCCACUUACCUCCAUAUAGCUGCGGCCUUCGGAAUCCAGUAUCUGGUCAGGGACUGUCUACAGCAAGGUGCAGAUAUCGAUGCGUGGGAUGCCAGCGGGACGACAGCAUUGCAUCGGGCUGCCGCAAAUGGUCAUGUUGAGGUUGUGCAACUCCUACUAGAUUCCAACUGCUCCAUUGACCUUAGAGAUGCGUAUGGUCGGACUGCGUUGCACUGGUCCGUAGAGGCGGCAAGAGUAUCGGUGGUGCAUCUACUUCUUCAAAGGGGCUCGCGUCCUCCUAAAUCCACACGGGGUAGAAGCAAUACAUCCCCGUUCACUAUCGCCGCUGAGAGAGGGCACAGAGAGAUUGUGGUGCUUCUUGCUGAACAUGAGACUAAUCAAGCAGAGAGAGACGAAGAAAUGGGAAAGGCGUUGCAGGUUGCGGCUAGUUUGGGAAACGACGGCAUAGUUAGCCUUUUGCUGCAAGAAGGAAAUAGUUGGCACAUUCCAAAAAAAUACGUAAAAAGCGCGAUGCUUACAGCAGCCCGAGCAAACCGGUUGAUAAUCAUCCCUCGACUACUAAAAGCUGGUGUCGACGUCAACGCCUUUUCAGGCAGCUCUAGAACUCCACUUGGCGAAGCUUCUCGUUAUGGACGUCUAGAAGCAGUUCAAUUACUACUCGAAGCAGGAGCCGAUGUCAACAUAAAAGACAAGUAUGGUGACAGACCGCUCCACGGAGCUAGUUCUGUGGAUGUCGUAGUCUUGCUACUGGAAAGAGGAGCAGAUAUCGACGCCCUUGGUCAACAUAACCAGUCAGUCAUGGUUAGAGUGGCCAAUAAGCGAUGGGAAGAUAAAGGUGCUGAAAUAAUGAUGCAACGACUACUCGAGAUGGGAGCCAAUCUUACGGCACAAGACGAUUUCGGUAGAACAGCAUUGGAUUACUCGGUUCUGGACGGAAACAAGAGCUUGGCAGAGCUUCUGCUCAGAUACGAUAACCUGGACGUGACUCGACGAAAUUCAAUGCUUCGGUUGGCCACCCUCUAUCACGCAAUCAUUCACCACAGCAUUGAAGCUACUGAUCAAUUACUCGCUGAAGAGGAGCUGCCUUGUCUUGAGUCUAUAUCAGAGUUAUUGCUACUGCACAUGCCUGCCCAAUACGGUCAUGAGCAAGCAGUGCGUAUAUUUCUCAAGCUGGGCGCAGGUGUCGAGGACAGAGAUUCCCGUGGAAAGACGGCCCUACAUCUGGCCUCGAUGGAAGGCCAUACUGCGAUUGUUCAACUGCUUUUGAAUUGGAACGCCGACGUCAAUGCUCUGACGCGAGAAGGGUAUACUCCACUAAUACUAUCUACUCGUAUCCCAAACAGGGCUAUAGCAGAGAUCCUAAUGAAUCGUGGAGCUGACCUUAAUAUAUGUGGGAGGGAAUUGGGUAAGGCACAUGGUACUGCCCUUGUUUGGGCCGUGAAAUUCAAGCGAAUGGCGAUGAUAAAGUUGCUAAUCAAGAGGGGGGCUGAUAUGAAUAUUGGCCAGCUUCACGGUGGGGGAACAAUUCUGCAUGUUGCUGCCUACUCUUAUGCUUAUACUCCAUCUUGCGUGGAGCUGCUCAUAGAAGAGGGCGCGGACCUAGAGUCGAGGGAUGAGCUUGGCCGGACUCCCUUAGCCGUGGCAGCACGAGUCGGCAAUACCAUUCUAGUACAGCCUCUGUUGGACAAAGGCGCUGAUCUGGAAUCGAGAGAUAACCUUGGUCAAACUCCCUUGGUUCUGGCAGUACGAAACUGUCGCGUCGCCAUCGUGCAUCUUCUGCUCGACAGGGGAGCAGAUCCACGAGCUCUCCCAUCUGAUGUGGCACCAGAAGAUAGAGAUGCAAUUGACGUCAACUUUAAUCGUGCAGUGAAGAUGGUCGUGAGGCGCAGGUCAAGCUGUUAA